GGAAAAAACACGCAUCACGCAUUAUCUGCAUUAAAAAAAGUCACAAGGUUAAUGUUAUUGGCUUCUUUGUUCUUUUUCUUCUCGAAUAAGAAAUAACAGCAUGUCAAAAGAGGAAAUCAAACAAGAAUUGGCACAGUACGAACCGAAUGAAGAAGAACGUGCUGCUAUCAAAUCAGCCGUGUUCAACUUUGUCAACCUUUCUACUGUGGGUGCUGGUUCACUCGGUUUAGCAGGAUACUUAUGGAAUAAAUCACGACCUAAACGCACAGGCAUCCCCACAAUCCUUGGCUUUUUCACGGGAUUAGCACUGGGUGGUGCCUUGGGAAUGGAUAAAGGCAUGCGCACAUUACGAGCCAGGCUACCUAGCGAUUCGAAACUGUUAUCCAUCAUCCAUGAAACUGAUCAAAUGCGUCAUGGUUCUGUGGUACCAUUCGAAGGAACAAAAGCAACAACACCUGUAAAUCAACAGCAAGAACAACAAAGCACGGAUAAUAUCGAUGCGUUUGUGCCUGACGACAAGGCAAACAUCAAAUGAGUGAUAUAAUAGUAAUUUUAAAAUGUAGAA
Messenger RNA from Zychaea mexicana, 565 nucleotides. RefSeq lists its product as uncharacterized. NCBI's taxonomy places the organism in Eukaryota, Fungi, Mucoromycota, Mucoromycetes, Mucorales, Lichtheimiaceae. The coding region runs from base 101 to 535 and encodes 144 amino acids. The transcript is spliced from 4 exons. The record is from RefSeq and is a predicted model, not a curated record.